AAGAGAUAAAUGGGGCAACAUCAAUUAAAGGAAAUUUAGUUUUCCAUUCCAUCAUCAUUUCUUCUCAAAAUUACACAUAAGUCCUCUCAAGCAUUAAUGCAAUCUGCCAUUGAAGUUGGUCUAACAAUCGUUCACGCUAUUCAUAUAGUUUAUUAACUUGUUAUACCGAAAUGUAUUGUAAUUAUACUUUUCUCGUCUACUUAUAUAAUAUUUAUUAAUCUCGAUUUCAUUGGAGUUAUCAUUCACGCUGAACUAAAACCCCCGACUAGAGAGAAUUGUCACGCAAACCCUUUGAAUCAUUCGGUAGUUGUAUGUAGAUCGUCUUCGAACGAAAACCUGCCUGAUCAUCCUUAUAAAGUUCAGAUAUGUUGAAUCCCUUGAUGGCCCCAACACUUCUUGUGCUUUGCAUUUCCAGAGAUGGGAAGCGCUUCAAGGAUUGUCCAGCAUUCUUCGGUAAGGAAUGCUACACAAUAAAGAGAGAAGGACAAACAGUCUCAGGGAAAACAAAGGCUGAGACCACUUCGAGUCCUUGACCAAGUAUAAGAGGGCAAGUAAUCGAUAUGUUGACCUUCUCGUUUAGCUUGACCAAAUGGUUUUUAGGUGACUAAAGCAACUCUCUCUCGCACAAUAUAGCACCUAAUGCAGGAAAAGAGAUGUAAUUAAUCAUGUUUGGCAGUGUUGGCCUUAGGAUAUUUCAUGAGUCCGGGAUUAAACCGCAUUUCUUUUCUCAUUUAAUUUAGCACGUUGGUGUCUCCAAUGUUUGAAUUCAAAGGAUCACCUAACGAGCCAAUGUUUGAAGCCAAGUCCAAGUUUAACUUGUCAACAAGAACAUGUAAAGCCUUUCCAAUGUAGGAUGUGCUGGUCACAACCGUGAUUUUCCGUUGACUUUUUCUGCACCAAACCCACCAUGGGGUAGGUAACGAACCUACUACUGAUGAUGGCUUUGGCUUAUGAUGCCACGGGAGCAAUGUAAACUUGCGGAGGCAACUUAACUCUUUACUUAUAUCUGUUGCAUCCUCCAUGAGCUCAUCUUUGUGAAGAGCAAUUAGCUGCAUUUUGAUUGAGUACCCAUCGAUCUAUCCACCACCGAUCCAAGUCCUGACUACGUCUCAAAACAUGCAGUCCUAUACCAAGGCAGCCGUAGAGAGCAGUUGCGAACAAGCAUAUGCUGAUGUCAAUUGGGACGAGUUGGGAUUCAAUCUCAUCCCGGCCGAUUAUAUGUACAUAAUGAAGUGCACCGAUGGCGAGAACUUCUCUCAAGGAGCUCUCACUCGCUACACCAAGCUCCAGCUCGAUCCUUCUGCCGCAAUCCUGAACUAUGGACAGGGGUUGCUGGAAGGCCUAAAGGCACAACGGACAAAAGAUGGUCGGAUCCUGCUCUUUCGGCCAGAAGAGAACGGCCUGCGCAUGAAGAUGGGGGCCGAAAGGCUCUGCAUGCCAUCACCAUCCUUGCAGCAAUUCGUUGACUCCGUGAAGCAGACUGUCCUAGCCAACCAGCAUUGGGUUCCUCCUCCAGGAAAAGGAUCGUUGUAUGUUAGACCUUUGCUCAUCGGAAGUGGACCAGUUUUACGCAUGGGGCCAGCGCCAGAAUUUACAUUUGUUGUAUAUGCUUCACCUGUCGGUAAUCUGCAUAAGAUGUCCAUGAAAUUGGUCAUCCAGGAUAAAUCCCAUAGAGCUACACCUGGAGGAACUGGGGGAAUCAAAUCCAUCACAAACUACUCCCCUGUUUUCAAGCCCAUAAGUGAAGCAAAGUCCACAGGGUUCUCUGAUAUCCUGUUCCUCGAUGCAGCAACAGGAAAAUUCAUCGAAGAGGCUUCUUCGUGCAAUGUAUUUACAGUCAAGGGUAACGUCAUCUCUACGCCGGCAUUACAAGAUACCAUCUUGCCUGGGAUCACAAGAAAGAGCAUAAUUGAUAUUGCUCUCAGCUUCAAAUACCAGGUGGAAGAAUGUCUACUCAUGGUGGAGGAUGUGAUGGAUGCUGACGAAGUAUUCUGUACUGGAACAGCUGUGGGUGUCACUCCUGUUGGUAGUGUAACCUACCAGGGCAAAAGGUGUGAGUACAAAACAGGAGAAGACACAGUGACCGAAAGGCUUCGCGCAAAGCUUGCAGCGAUUCAAAUUGGUACUGCCGAAGAUGACUUUGGGUGGACUUCAACUCUUAACCAAGCUUGAUAGCUAUUCUCUACUGCCUAUGAAAAUGCAAGCUAGCUGAUAUGUGUAAGCGAUAAUGUGAUUCUUUUCUGCGGAAAAUUCUGAAUUAAAGAAUCUUAGAUCUUCAUGAUUUUUCACAAUAAGA
This is a messenger RNA of Syzygium oleosum, 2296 nucleotides long. Its product is annotated as branched-chain-amino-acid aminotransferase 2, chloroplastic-like. Gene Ontology annotation, biological process: branched-chain amino acid metabolic process. NCBI's taxonomy places the organism in Eukaryota, Viridiplantae, Streptophyta, Magnoliopsida, Myrtales, Myrtaceae. The coding region runs from base 1117 to 2172 and encodes 351 amino acids. Gene Ontology annotation, molecular function: branched-chain-amino-acid:2-oxoglutarate transaminase activity. The record is from RefSeq and is a predicted model, not a curated record. The transcript has 10 exons.